Messenger RNA from Rhodotorula toruloides NP11, 1236 nucleotides. Its product is annotated as beta-lactamase. The record is from RefSeq and is a predicted model, not a curated record. The transcript is spliced from 5 exons. NCBI's taxonomy places the organism in Eukaryota, Fungi, Basidiomycota, Microbotryomycetes, Sporidiobolales, Sporidiobolaceae. Bases 1 to 1236 code for a protein of 411 amino acids.
AUGCUCUCGACAGCAGCUUCCAUCGACGCGCUUUUGGCUGCCGCCACGUCGGACCCGUACCACGGCCUUCCACGCGCUGUCGUCCUCGCCGCUUCUUCAACCGAUCCCGAUGUGUACAGCAGAAAAGCCGGUUACGCUCGCCUUCCGCCAGGGCCAGGUUCGCGAGACGCGCUCGACAAGGAGGGCGUGCCAGUGACGGACGAGUCGGUCUUCGAGAUCUUCAGCUGCACGAAGCUGGUCUCCGUCAUUGCCUGCCUUCAGCUGGUCGAGCAGGGCAAGCUGCGGCUGGAGGACGAUGCGCGGGUGUAUGUGCCGGAGCUGAAGGAGGCGAAGCUGUUCAUCGGAUUCGACGAGAUUGGCGACCUCGUCUUCGAGGAGAACUCGUCGCCUAUCACAAUCAAGGCGCUGCUCAUCCACACGGCGGGCUUCAAGUACGACUUCGUCGACACCCGCUUCCCCAAAAUCGCCGAAAAGCUCGGGAUUCCCUCCGCGCCAUACUACAAGGGUGCUGUACGGGAAUGGCUCACGAAGACGCCGCUGUUGGCCAAGCCCGGCGAGCACUGGAGCUACGGUCCGAACAUCGAUUGGACGAGCCUCAUCGUCGAGUUGAUGAGCGGCCUUCCUCUCAACGAGUACUUCCAGAAGCACAUCUUCGCUCCACUCGGCAUUCACGACAUGUCCUUCAUGCCGAACCCUCAGCAGAUCACCAUGGCCUACGCCGACCCCUCUGACUCUUCGAAACCGCACACCAUCGGUCCCAACCCGCCUCUCUCCGAAACUCAGCACUUUGGUGGCGCCGGUCUCAAGGGCUCGCCUCGCUCGUACCUCAAGAUCCUCCGCUUGCUCUUGCGUGGCGGCGAGCUCGACGGCGUCCGCCUUCUCAAGAAGGAGACGGUCGACCUCAUGUUCCAAGACCAGCUCGAGACCGACCAGCAGCGUCGAGACCUUCGUACGUGGUGCAAGGAGAACGUUUGUCCGUCGACGCGACGAGCGGCGGAGGUGUCGAAGGACAUGACCCAUGGUCUCGCGGGCGUCUUGACCGGCAAGGACCUUCCGACGGGUCGUGGAGCCGGCGCUAUGGCGUGGAGCGGACUCGCCAACACCCACUGGUGCAUCGACCGAGAGAAGGACGUCGCCUUCGUCGUCUGGACGAACUUGUUGCCCUGGGGCGACCAGCGGUUUUUCGACUUGUACUACGAUGUCGAGACGGAGCUGUACAAGGGGCUCAAGCAGUAG